This is a messenger RNA of Pectinophora gossypiella (pink bollworm), 5228 nucleotides long. RefSeq lists its product as uncharacterized. Bases 527 to 1210 code for a protein of 227 amino acids. NCBI's taxonomy places the organism in Eukaryota, Metazoa, Arthropoda, Insecta, Lepidoptera, Gelechiidae. The record is from RefSeq and is a predicted model, not a curated record. The transcript is spliced from 5 exons.
UCGUCGAGCGUAUUCGCGCGCGCGGGAAAUCGACCGCCGGCAUUUUCCGUGACGAAAAAUUACUUUUUAUUUUUUUAUUCCGCUGUAUUUUUUUCAACGUCGCGCUUGUAUAUCCGCUUCAUUAUGUCACAUUCAUUACUUAUUUAAUUUAAAAAUAAAGAAAGAAUACGGAAAAGAAAAUAUAAUCGAAAGGAAAAUAGGGCGAGUUUUCAAGGCGUGAUAUUUUGGUACCCGGGCAGAACGCCAGUGUUUAGAUUUGAUGUGCAGUGAUUAGAGAAUUGACGAUUUUAUAAAUACAAUUAUUAUAACAUUGGGUGAUAUUUGUGUACCUACCACCUCGAUCGUGCGUAAACCAUGUGAUUUGUUAACAUAAGUAAACGUUUAUUUAAGUAUUACUUGUGAACAAAUUAUGAAAUAAGACCCUACCACUUCGGAAUUUGUUUACCGGCAAUGUUGAGUGCGGCACCGCAGCCUUGAAUCUAGUUUUAUUGACUCAAGUUAACACCAAUAUGGUAACUAAGUGGCCAUGAGUGCAGCACAGUCGACACAAGGGGAGGGGCCCCUGGAACAAAACGCACCCCCCCAGAGCCCUGUCAGGAGGCCCGCGGGUCCCCCCAAGAAAUCCGUGGCCAUCCGAUUAUGGGAGCUCCUUCAGCCACUUGCAAGACUAUGGGGCCUUAUUACUGCCGUUGUAAUGAGCGGCGCCGGCUCGGAGCUGCUGGUCCUGGGAUACGACGUGGCACCAGUCCUGCUUGCCGGAGCAGCGUUCGUCCUGAUCCUCGAGACCAUGUGGGUGGCGGCCCUCUUCGUGGACCUCCUCUGCCGGCGAGGAGAGUACACAUUCUCGCUGCGCUGCUGGGACUUCUUCCGGUGGUCGUGCGGCCGCGCGCGCGCACCCUUCUACGCGUGUGUCGCCACCGCGCUGCUGUUCGCUAACAUCACGCUGCUGGCUUCUGUUGCCGGAGGCUUCUUAAUGGUGCUGGCGGCCCUGCGAGCAGCGGUACCGUUCUCUCCAUUCGCCACCCACGGUCCUCACUCCCCCCGCGCCGGCAGUUCACUGCUCAGCCAGUACGACUCACCCCUGCCCGAUGUGUUCUACAACGCGGCCCACACCGGGGAGGACAGAUCUGAAGAAAUGACAGUCCUGGAAGUGAAGACCCCCAAUAGAUCCCGUUCCACGACACCUCGACCACCUCUACUUGAACUAUGAAAUAGUUCGUAAAAUAUAGAAUUCUAAGGAAACUCAUGUAAUGUCAGAGACAAUAUUAAACUAGUAGAGAUCUCGGUUCAAAGUACUGGAGCGUUUUACAGACGAUUGGAUUCAAAACUACAUAAACUUGGCAAGUUUAUUUGUUUGUUUGGGACGUUAUUCUGGUUUAUUUUUAUUUUGUGUUUUCACUAACACAGCUCGCUCGACCAUUGUAGACGGCGAUACGGCGCACCUAUCACGUUGGUCUAACAGAAAGCUCGAGAUGUGGUGAGUUAAUCUUGCGGUGGAUGUACCUCUGACUACCCCAUUCGGAUAUAGUCGUGAGUUUAUGUUAAUUUCUUCAGUCGGGUAUGAUUAUUGAAAUUUAUUUACUGCUAAUGUAAAAUAGUGACGCGUUGAUGUCUUUUAUACGAAAAUCGUUGAUAACUUUGCAAUAUUUAAUUUGACGAUUUGUAAAAAUAGAUUAAAAAAUGUAAAAGGUGGGUUUUUGCAUCUGAAUAAUGUUUAUUUCUUUUAGUAUUAGAUGUAGGUACUUACUUUCUACUCAACGGAGUUACUCACUGAAUUUUAUUGUAAAAGGCUAAAGCCAAGCCGGUAUUAUUCAGAGGCUUCUGUAAGUCAGUUCCUAUAUUGACCAAAGAAAUCCUAUCCUGUGAUUGGUUGAAACUGACAACUCUUGUAAUAAGUAUAUUGAUAUGUCAGCCAAUUGUCUCUUUUAAAAAUAGACUUGACAAAUAUGUGAACAAUCAUGAACACAAGUGAAGUGAUAAGCACGCAUCAGCACAAAGUGCUGCCUGUGCUUCCAAUAAUAAUAAUAAACAUUUAGAUUAAACUGUCUUAAGGGGCCUCUACGUGUUGGCUUCGGCCCCACGCACGCCUUCCAAAAGUCCGGGCCUCCAUAGGCCCGAGAUAUGAAAAAAAAUAAAAUAAUAAUAAUUGUAGGAUAAACAGAAUCCGUGAUAGCAUAGCACUGUUCCGAUAACGCUUGACUAUCAUCGUAGGCUCUAAACCACAUUAUGAAACUCUAAUCUAAACCACUUACUAAAGAUAUAUAAUAUAACUAUAAAGAUAGAUGUAAAGGUGUCAAAAAACGUUUUCUUUUCUAUAUGAAUUUUAAUAAAGUUUUGUCACGUUUUACUAUGACGUCACAGGUUGCUUUUUCAUACAAAUUCCAUAGGAAUUUUGUGUUUUGAUGUUUAGUAAAAAGUCACUGAUUUGUCUAGUUGGAAACUACUCUAUUCGACCUUGUCAGUUUGAAUCCUAGUUUGGAUCAUGGAUAAGUGCUAUCAAAGGGUUAAUUGCUUUCUAAGAUUUAUACCCGGUUGAUGGCAAUAGGCUUGCCUCCUAUUAGGUGCUUCAACAUAGUUGGAGAGGAGUGGUUGUAUAUAAUAUACUAUACAGCUCUGCCUACCCCUCUGGGGAUACAGGGAUGACGACAUUAUGUUUCUUCAACAAUAUAAAGCGUUAUGUUAGACACAGCGAAAUAAAUAGCGAAAAGCCUAUUGCGAGUAAGCUGUCCCUCAGUUAUCGGUCAUUAACAGUGCCGUCUGUACAGUCAUGAGCAAUAUAAUGUACCCACUUUAGGACUCUGUCGCACUAACAUAUUUGACAUUUGGUGAGACUUACAGUUCAAUUUGCCAAAAAAGUUAAUGUGACAUGGUACCAAAGUGUAUAUUAAUGCUCGUGACCGUAUGUCACAGGAUAGGAAUCUAUCUGUCCAUGUAGAAACUGAGUUACCGUUCCAGUUCCGUGGGUAAUACAAUAAUGUAUGCUAUGAGCAUAUAUUUAGAUUUGUCUGUAACUUGGUGUCAGUUAUAUCUAUAGAAGCAAUGUAAUAACAGUUAUGGUAACAACAGGUUUUGCCUAGUUUAGAACCCUAAAGUCUUCGACCAAUAACCAUAAAGGCUUGCACCAAAAGCAGGAGCAGGUCAGAAGCAGCACGGAGGCAGCGUCAACGCCGGUUCGCGUUUGUUAUCAUAUUCAAUUCCCGUGCAAUAUUCUUCCACAAUGUUGUGUUUCUGUGAUUUGUCUUUGAAAUCAUAACAUAGCUUGGACGUUUUGCUACCGUAAUGAGCGUAAGGUGAAAAAAACUAUUUUAUGCCAUCACCAUGGGCAACUUUAUUGACUGUUCAUUGCCAUUCUAUUAUUACAGUUCUCGUAGAAACGAAACGGACAAGCCCCAUAUUUAGCCUAACGUAUAGAGUUUGUAAACUUUAGGUUUGUAUAGUUAGCCCGUGUAGAGUUAGAAGCUUGGCUCUACAUGAGAUCUGAUAACUUUUUGACAUUGUGAUCGACAUGAUAUUUUACAUGAAAAUGUUUUUGUUGGGAUAAACAAUACUUUUUUAUUUUUUGACACUGAUUCGAUGAUUUUUUCGUGUACUUAAAUCCAUCACGCACAUUGAACUGCGCUGCCACUGCGCAAGCCCUACGUUUCUUUGGUUUUGAUGUGACGCACUUCACAGUUUCUUGUAUAGCAAUAUGCGCUGCGCCGCCUGCCCGCUCUUUCACUGCUUUUGGUGUGUCGAAGCCUUAGGCUGGGUUUCCACUGAUGCGGAGAUGGGCGGAGAAGAGCGGAGAUGUGCGGAUUCCAAUCACAGUGUUCGAGAGAGCGAAAAACGAAGACGCUCUGUCACAGCUCCGCGUCAAUGGAAACGCAGUCUUAUGAGCGUAGCCUGGUGUACAAGGCAUGGGUAAAAUCGAUAUAGAUAGGUCGAACUUGUGAGGUAGGUAAGCAAUAGUCAUUAAAAAAAGAUAACAUUAAAAACAAUAAAAUUCGUCGUUCGACUAUAAGAGCAAGGCCACACGGUGUGUUAUGGGUAAGUUAUACCGUCGCAACGACGCCCGUUUAUUCUUAUUAAUCAUAAUGACCGAUGCCGUGGUACUCAUAUGAUGCCUCCUCUUCAAAAUCGGCGAUUACAGACAAGCUCGAUCGUGUAACACAUUAUACAAUUUACGAUAAGGUGCAAAAGUCCAAUCAGUUUCUUACAUAGUAAUAACGAUUCAAAGUGUAACUAUGUUACCUGUUGAAUAAAGAUAUUUUUGAAUUUGAAUUUGAAUUAACUGGUAACACUUAAGACCUCCUGGUUACAUGUCGUUGCUGUAAUAAACCAAAAACACUUACAAAAACAUAAAUUUUGUAAUUAUGACAACUAUUGGUUCAUAAUUUCACCACUGUUUACAAAUAAUUCGCUGGGCUCAGUGACUGCAUUUUUGCUCUUUGAUUGUACCUAAGAGACCCGACACUAGCUCGGCGUUCGGCAGCCGGCCAGCGCUGGCGUCGCGUAGACGCUCGCCCGACGACGACGCUCGAAAGACGCUAGUGUGGGGAGUCUCUAAGUAACAUGUUAUACUUCAAUCUACACGGCAUACUUGGCUCUAGGUACUUGCCGGUCAUCGUCUACGAACGGGCUUGAUCAUACUCGCCCGUUACCCUCUGUAAUCGUCGAUAGCGUAGAGCAGGCAUGAAAGUAGCGACGACAACGCAACGGAGCGAUAACGCCAGUGUGGCACCACUAUUAUAAUUUGAUCGGCAAAACUAGUCCGUAAUAAAAAAAAACAACAAUAAAGAUCUAGUCUAGUGCUAUUUAUUUAAUAGGUACUUUUGUAAUUUUAUACCUACGCGACAACUGUGAUAGCAUAGUUUGUAGUUAUGUGCAUACGUUUAGGUAUUUCGUAUAUAAUAGGAGCUAACAUCUACUCACUAGAAGUUAUAAUACGAGUAUAACAAGUGUACUACUUAAAGGUAAAUUUUUGGCUUUCCAGAAGUAUGUUCUAUAACACAAAUUAUGUUGUAAUUUGUUACAAUAAUGUUGUGCCUCGCAAUUGCAAAUUAGUAUUAUACAGUCAUUGUAUACAGGGAUACUUUUUAAUCAUUGUAAUUUGUGAUAGGUCCACGUGCCAAUUCUAAAUAUAAGCUUUUUUGUAAGGUCGCUUGUUAACACGUUUACUGUGUAACUGAAAGUUAGAUAUCAACCCCUCACGCGCUAUGCUAUUUUUCGGUAAACACAUUGGAACUUAU